This is a messenger RNA of Blepharisma stoltei, 585 nucleotides long. NCBI's taxonomy places the organism in Eukaryota, Ciliophora, Heterotrichea, Heterotrichida, Blepharismidae. The record is from the annotation of a GenBank genome assembly.
AUGAAAACAAAAAGAUUUUCAGAAACUCUCAAUUCUGUUUGGCCUUGGAGUGAUAUUUUUAGCUCAAGCCUCAGAAAUUUCUCUGUAAGAUCUGGAAGAAUUCAGACUUUUUUUACACAAAAACCCAAAGAAAGCGAAAAAAAAAAUCAAAAAAUUCCGAAAUUUGUACAAAAAUCAAUAGAGACCGACCAAGAAGUUGAAGAAAGUCCCAAAAAAAUUGCUCGAUGUUCAGUUUCAGCACAGUCUGUAUAUAGCAAAAAUAAAAGCAUACUUAAAUCUCUAUCUGCUGUAAGUAAAAGCGAUGCGCCUUCUUUUUUAUCUGAUGAAACAAAUUUCAAAUACGAAACCUACUCAAGCACAAAAAUUCUAAAUGAGGUUUAUUAUUUCCCACAAUGAGGAAAGAUCUUGGCAAAACAUCAAAAAAAGAAGGCUACAAGAAAAACUCCUAGACUAUUGAGAAUUUUGCCAACAGAAUUCCCAUCUAUAAACGAAAAGUCACAAAACCAGACAAGAAAAAAAUCUAAAUUGUUUCAAUUUCACACAAUCUCUCAUAGCAAUCUUAGAGAAUCUUGGAAAAAAUGUUAA